Messenger RNA from Vigna radiata var. radiata (mung bean), 506 nucleotides. RefSeq names its product basic form of pathogenesis-related protein 1. NCBI's taxonomy places the organism in Eukaryota, Viridiplantae, Streptophyta, Magnoliopsida, Fabales, Fabaceae. The coding region runs from base 35 to 340 and encodes 101 amino acids. The transcript has a single exon. Gene Ontology annotation, cellular component: extracellular region. The record is from RefSeq and is a predicted model, not a curated record.
GCUGUGAAGAAAUUAAUACUAUAACCAAACAAAAAUGGGGUUGUGCAUUAAGGUUUGGUUUUGUGUAGUGAGUGUGUUGGGGCUGGCAAUGAUGAGUGAUCUUGCCAACGCUCAAGAUUCACAGAGAGACUAUCUGAAUGGACACAACCCUGCACGAUCAAAUGUUGGUUUGAAAAAUAUAGUUUGGAAUGAUACAGUUGCUGCUUUUGCGCAAAAGUAUGCUAAUAAACGUAAAGAUUGUCAACUGGUUCAUUCAGACGGUGGUGGCAUCUAUGGAGGCACUUUCAUCGGUUGCAACUAUGAUCCCCCUGGCAACUAUGUUGGUCAAAGACCCUAUUAAUCAUUUACUUCUCUAAAUGUACCAGCUAUCACUUUCCACUGCUUCUAUAUUUCCAAUAAAUCACUAUAAAAUGCAAGUACUGCAUCCUGCAUGAAUUUAGGUCUCCACCUUAGUAAAUUCAUGUAGUAACUUGUGUUGAAAUUAUAAUAAAAUGUUGUUUCUCGUA